UAUACAUUCAUGCAUGAAGCAACAAAAGCUCCGAAGAUAUCAUUCUACGACUACAUUGUCGUUGGUGGAGGUGCUGCCGGAAUACCGUUAGCCACCACGCUCUCUGAAAACUAUUCAGUUUUAUUGCUUGAACGUGGUGGCUCCCCUUAUGGAAAUCCCGACAUCUCCAAGGUGGAAAAUUUUGGCAACUAUUUCUUUGACCCAUCACCAGAUUCCCCAUCAGAACUAUUUAUGUCUGAGGAUGGUGUUGGAAAUGCACGUCCACGUGUCUUGGGUGGGGGUUCUUCAAUCAACGCGGGCUUUUACACUCGUGAUGAUACAAAUUUUUUAAAAGAGGCAAGAUUGUUGGAUGAGAAUUUGGUGAAUAGUUCUUAUGAAUUUGUGGAAAAGGUUAUGGUUUUUGAGCCUGUUGUAAAGGAGUGGCAGUCGGCAUGGAAAGGUGCAUUUACUGAAGCUGGAGUGACGCCAUACAAUGGAUUUACUUACGAUUAUGUCAAUGGGACUAAAGUUGGUGGUACAACAUUCGACCAAAAUGGGCAACGACAUACAGCAGCGGAUUUGCUGCAGUAUGCAAAUCCUUUACGAUUGUCUGUUUAUCUACAUGCAACUGUUGGAAAAAUCUUGUUUAAGACCAAAGGGAGAACAAGGCCGAUGGCUUACGCGGUAGUGUUUGAAGAUGCAUCCGGGAAUAGGCAUAGGGCAUACUUGAAAGGAGAUCAAAAUGAUGAAAUCAUACUAUCUGCGGGACCUCUUGGAAGCCCACAACUUUUGAUGUUGAGUGGCAUAGGUCCAAAAGAUCAACUUGAUGCCCAACAAAUCAAACUUGUGCUAAACCAACCCUCGGUUGGCCAAGGCAUGAAAGAUAACCCACUAAAUGCAAUAUUCAUCCCUUCUCCCAUCCCUGUUGAGCAAUCUGUAGUUCAAGUUAUAGGUAGUCUGGCUGGCAGCCAAAUUGAGCAAGUUAGUGGCAUUAAUUUUGUUCUUGGGAGCCCUUCUGACUAUCAAGGCUUUUCAUAUGAGAUGGGCGGAUUUGUAUUUCUGAAACUCGAUGGCCCCUUUUCUACAGGGGAGUUAAAGCUUCAAAGCCGUAAUCCAACCGACAUUCCAUCAGUAGAAUUCAACUAUUAUAAAGAUCCCAGAGACUUGAAACAAUGUGUGGAUGGUAUCAAUACCAUCCUAACAGCAAUUGGAUCAAGCGCAUUCUCAAAAUUCAAAUACCCGAAUAUGACGGUCCAAGAUAUUCUUGACCUUACUGUUAAACUUCCAACAUACUUACCAAUACAUGCUAAUACAAGUUUGUCUAUGGAACAAUUCUGCAAGGACACUGUAAGGACUAUAUGGCACUUUCAUGGUGGGUGUCAAAUUGGCAAAGUAGUUGAUGACGACUACAAGGUUAUUGGUGUGGAUACUCUCCGAGUCAUUGAUGGGUCGACACUACUUAGCGCUCCGGCUAAUCUGUUAAUGCUUGGAAGGUACAUGGGACAUACUAUACUAGCUCAAAGACUUGCAACUGAGAAAUAUGAAUCAGGAUCUUUUCAAGGUUAUGAUGUUGAUUGA
This is a messenger RNA of Cynara cardunculus var. scolymus (artichoke), 1557 nucleotides long. RefSeq names its product protein HOTHEAD-like. NCBI's taxonomy places the organism in Eukaryota, Viridiplantae, Streptophyta, Magnoliopsida, Asterales, Asteraceae. Gene Ontology annotation, molecular function: flavin adenine dinucleotide binding; oxidoreductase activity, acting on CH-OH group of donors. The record is from RefSeq and is a predicted model, not a curated record. Bases 10 to 1557 code for a protein of 515 amino acids. The transcript is spliced from 4 exons.